Messenger RNA from Aspergillus sclerotioniger CBS 115572, 435 nucleotides. RefSeq lists its product as uncharacterized. The transcript has a single exon. The annotation marks the transcript as partial. NCBI's taxonomy places the organism in Eukaryota, Fungi, Ascomycota, Eurotiomycetes, Eurotiales, Aspergillaceae. The record is from RefSeq and is a predicted model, not a curated record.
GUCAGUGACGCGCAGAACUUGGCAGCUGGACUUUCGGAUAUAGUAGUCCUCUUGGAACGUCCACGUGACAGAAGAUACCACAAAUUCGACGUCAGUUUUGAGAACUUCGUCAAAAGCAGCAAGACACUGUUAGCCGUUGACGAACUCAUUCGUUUCGCUAGUAAAGGUGCUCGAAGCAUCUAUACUGUUACUGUACUGAACGCAUUCUCGUAUCAACCCGAGAAGAAAGUAUCAGAGGAAGAUAAUCAACAAUGUCAUGAUGCUCUUGGCCAAAUUUUAAAGUCAAAGAGACCAAGGGUUGUGUUGAGAUGUCACCGUGAAGCGUAUGUCAAUGAAUGGCUGAAGCAUAUUGAGCAGCCAGGUGAAAAUUAUCAACUGAGACGCAAGGAAAUCUCCGUGCUGACCGAACCACCCGGGAAUUACGUUGUAUCCUAA